Menidia menidia (Atlantic silverside) is the source of this 1373-nucleotide messenger RNA. The record is from the annotation of a GenBank genome assembly. NCBI's taxonomy places the organism in Eukaryota, Metazoa, Chordata, Actinopteri, Atheriniformes, Atherinopsidae.
CUGGCCGGCCAUCACGUCUUAAUAAAACUCAGCUCUGCCGUGCUGCUGAAUCCAUUAAGAUUCUCUAGUGGAGCUCAGUUUGGACUGCAGCACAGGUGCAAAGACUGGGGCCGGGUUUCUAUAAGGGGAGGGAGCGAAGGGGAAGUCAGACUUAAAGAAGGUGCAGUGGAGUGCCAGGGGUGCUUUUACGUCACAUCUUCCCUCAGGGUGCUGGUGACGCCCACAGAGACCCAAAUUGAACACAGGGCCAAAGCAGUUUCAGCAGUACUCAAAAUGGCACCCAAGAAGGACGCUAAGGCACCGGCCAAGAAGGCCGAACCUGCACCCGUACCUGCACCGGCACCAGAGCCAGCUCCAGCUCCAGCCGCUCCCGCUGUCGACCUGUCCGCCAUCAAGAUAGAAUUCAGCGCAGACCAGAUUGAAGAUUACAGGGAGGCCUUUGGUCUGUUCGACAGGGUGGGUGACAACAAGGUGGCCUACAACCAGAUCGCAGACAUCAUGCGCGCUCUUGGACAGAACCCCACCAACAAGGAGGUGAACAAGCUGUUGGGAAACCCCUCCGCUGACGACAUGGUCAACAAGAGAGUAGAAUUUGAGGCUUUCCUGCCCAUGCUCCAGAGCAUCAUCAACAGCCCGAACAAGGCACAAUUUGAGGACUAUGUUGAGGGUCUGCGUGUCUUUGACAAGGAGGGCAAUGGCACAGUAAUGGGUGCUGAGCUGCGUAUUGUCCUGUCAACACUGGGAGAGAAGAUGACAGAGGGUGAGAUCGACGCUCUCAUGGCAGGACAGGAGGAUGAGAACGGCUGUAUCAACUAUGAGGCUUUUGUCAAGCACAUCAUGUCUGUGUAAGGACCCUGCCACUGCGGUGGUGAGCAUGGAAUAAGUGCAGACCCCAUGGUGUCGCGACAUCCACUCGCUGUUUCCUGCACCAUCUGUGGAAGCAGGGGGAACAAAGGACUAUGAGAUGUCAUUUCCUAAAUCUUCCUUUUAUUUUGUCCUACUUUUUUCCUUCUCUUUUGUCCAAAUGGUGCUUUUUUUCCCCCUCUUUCCCUUUCCCUACUCCUGCCUCACGGGAAGCUGUAACAAUUUGCCACGAGGUGCUUCUUUUUCUCAUCUCCAUCCAAGUCCCCCUGAAUCAUUGGGGUUUUUGCUAUCACAGAGGAACAGUGACGGAGAAGGAGGUGGAACGAUGAGCCCCCCACACUUUCUGUUUGAUUGGCUGAAUAUCUGCCAAUAAAGUGACUGGUUUGGCCCAGGACCGGCCAUCAAAAUGAAUCCACCCCUAACUCGACCCAUCCCUGAGUCUUAACUUAUUGUAUCCUCUGCCAUUCACAAUAAACUUUUCACACUCUCAUUUCACUUUCCAUUUUUGA